Molecule: messenger RNA, 3479 nt
Organism: Octodon degus (degu)
Lineage: Eukaryota; Metazoa; Chordata; Mammalia; Rodentia; Octodontidae
Gene: Slc9c1
Product: solute carrier family 9 member C1
Exons: 25
Coding region: 51-3353 (1100 amino acids)
Biological process (GO): proton transmembrane transport
Cellular component (GO): membrane
Molecular function (GO): sodium:proton antiporter activity; monoatomic ion channel activity
Source: RefSeq, a predicted model, not a curated record
GAAUUUUGCAAAGAUACAGAAUCAGAUUCAAACCAACUGUAGCAAACAACAUGGAUGAUAACAGCGUUUCCCACUCGAAUUCUAAUGAUUCUGACACAUUAGGGGACCUCAUCCUGCGUGUGUUUUUGAAUACUCCUACUGAACUCCCUGAAAUCAUUUUUACACUGUCUUUCAUUUGUACUAUUGGAGCAUUUUUGAACAUGCACUUGAAAGUCUUUCUAAUUCCUCUCCCCGUGAUACUAUUUUUACUUGGAUGCAGUCUUGAAAUACUAAGUUUUAUGUCUUUUGAGAUCCAAAGAUAUGCAGAUACGAUACAAUGGAUAGAUCCAAACUUAUUUUUUGGUAUAUUCAUACCAGUAAUUAUAUUUAAUGUUGCAUUUGACAUGGAUGUAUACAUGCUCCAAAAGUUAAAGUGGCAGUUAUUUUUAAUUACAGUCCCUGGCUUUGCGAUUAAAUAUACUUUAAUUUUUUGGUACCUGCAAUCUUUAAAUAAAUUAAAUUUGAAACCCAUACAGUGGACACUGUUUUCAUCUAUCCUUAUGAGCUCAGAUCCUAUGAUAACUGCAUCUGCCAUAAAAGACCUUGGUCUUUCUAGAAGCCUUGUAAGUUUAAUUAAUGGAGAAAGCGUGAUAAGAUCUGUAUUAGCAUUGAUUGUAUUUACUACUACUAUGGAUAUUAAUGACAGAAGACAGCAUACAGCAAACCAUAACUUAGGUGAAUUUGUGAGACUGUCGGGAAUGUUUACUGUGGCCUCUAUAGGACUUUUUUUAAAUUCUACAAGUUUUAAACCACGAAUUGGAACAUUUCUUUUUGAAUUCUGGGAUUGUCUAGCAUUUGUUGCUUUUCUUAUGGUAUUCACCUUUAGUGGACUUCUAAUUCCUGCAAAAACAUAUUUGUAUAUAACAUUUUCUGACUUAUAUUAUUCAUUAAAUAUCUAUCUCACCUUGCUGGUUUUCAGACUUCUGCUGUUUCUGGUAUUGACCCCACUCCUUAGUCGGUUUGGUCUUGGGUUCAACUGGCGUUGGGCAUUCAUAAUGGUCUGGAGUGAGAUGAAAGGAAUACCUAACAUAAACAUGGCCCUUCUGUUUGCUUAUGCUGAUCACACUUUUGGAUCUGAGAGAGAGAAAUCACAAAUUCUGCUUCAUGGAGUGACAGUGUGCUUCAUUAGCAUGAUUAUUAACAAUAUCAUUUUGCCUAUGGCAGUUACUAAACUAGGUCUUCGUGAUGCCGGAUCAACAAAACAUAAAUCAAAUCUUCACACCUUUCAGCGAUUUCAAGAACUAAUCAAAUCCACAGCUUCCACACUCAAAUUUGACAAAGAUCUUGCUAAUUCUGAAUGGAACAUGGUUGACAAGGCAAUUGUACUUCAAAACCCAUUUGCAUUCAGUCAGGAAGAAACAACAGAACAUGAGAAGGUGAAAUGUCCAAGCUGUAACAAGGAAAUAGAUGAGGCGCUCACCAUUGAAGCAAUGGACAUGGCCAGCAAUCUCCUUUUGUCAGCACAAAUAGCAAGCUACCAAAGACAAUACAGGAGUGAGAUUUUGACCCAGAAUGCAGUCCUGGUGUUGGUAGGUGCCUCAGAGUGCUUUGGUGACAAGAAGGGAGAAUAUAUAAACCCUGAGACAAUAAAGAAAUACUCUGAAAGCAAAAACUUACUUGGUGUUAUGAGAAAAAUACUGCUCAAUUUGCUGUAUAAUACUAAAAAAGAUAAAGGGCCCACCUCAAAAUAUCACUUACUUCGUAUAUGUCAUAAAAUAGUAUCUAUUGAUGAUUUUGAAUAUAUCGGAUUCCUUGCAGUACUGAUGAACACAUUUCCUAUUAUCAUCUCCUGGGUACCUUUGUUAAAUGACAUCUAUGGCUAUGAAAUCAGAUAUGCUAACGACUUUUUUCUUGUAUUGUAUAUUCUAGAGGCUAUACUUAAGAUGGCAGCAUUGCAAAGGGAAUAUUUUACACACUCCUGGAACAUAUUUGAGUUAUCAGUUACAUUCAUUAGCACCGUGGACUUAAUACUUUUUACCACAAAAUCUGUUACUUAUAAUUUUCUCUUAACUGAAAUAAUGGAAACUAUCCCGCUCCUUCGUGUAUUACGCCUUUUUAAGCUCAUAACACCAAAGUUGCUACGAAUAAUAGAUAAAAAAAUGAGUCAUCAGCAGUCUUUUAGGUAUGCUGUACUGAAAGGUUAUAUCCAAGGCGAAAUAGACGUAAUGAACAUAAUUGAUGAGAUUGCAACUUCUAAGCAGGUUAAAGAGAUGUUGUUAAAGCGGGAAACAAGGAAUAUGCAACGUGCCAUGAAAGAACUAGGCUACUUAGAGUAUGAUCACCCGGAAAUAGGUGUCACUAUGAAGACAAAGGAGGAGAUCAAUGUCUUGCUCAAUAUGGCUAAAGAAAUUCUCAAGAGUUUUGGAACCAAAGGAAUUAUUCAUGAAAAUGAAAGUGCUGAAAUUAGUAAGAUAAUCAUGACCAAGAAAAAAGAAAUGCAUGAUUUUCAGUCUAUUAUCAAGCCUAUUACUGUUGGAGAAAUCCCAUAUCACAUUCCAUGGCUUGAGAAAAACCCAAGGUAUAUAGAUCUCAUCCAGUCUAGGGCCAAGAUUGUAACAUUUGAUUGCGGAAACGAUAUAUUUCAAGAAGAGGAUGAACCCACUGGAAUUUAUAUAAUUAUUUCAGGGAUGGUAAAGCUUCAAAGAACAAAAUCUGAUUCGGAGGCUGACCACAUUCUCUUGGAAUCAGAGGAGAAAUGUUACCCUAUAGUUAACACAGACUAUGUGCUGGGUGGGGAAUCAAUAGGAGAAUUAAACUGCUUAACAGAUGAACCAAUGAAAUACUCAGCCACCUGCAAAACUGUAGUGGAGACUUACUUUAUUCCCAAAAGUGUUUUGUAUGAAGCUUUUGAAAAAUACUAUCCUGUCAUUGAGCAUAAGAUGUGGCUAAAAAUUGGACGUGGUGUUGCUGCUAGGAAAAUCAGGGAACAUUUAUCUUUUGAGGACUGGGACUAUGUAAUGCAAUUAAAGCUUAGUAACAUUUAUAUAAAAGACAUACCAAGAAUCAUCAAAAGUGAUAUCUACGAAGAACAUGUAACCUAUGUUUUCCUCAUACAUGGAUCAGUGGAAGAUUGUCACCUACGGAAACUGUACCAUGCACCUUUCUUAAUUCCUGCAACAUGCCAUCAGAUACAGGGCAUGGAAGAUUUCACAAAAGUAGCAAUUAUUCGAACUUCAGUUGAUGCGAAAAAGAUGAGAUGGUCAGGAAAGUUUUUACCUUUACUUGGAAUGCCCUCUGUAUCAGAAUCAUUAGUUGAAAAGGUCGGUCUGGAGAGUGAUCAAAGUGAAUCUUCUGUUACUGGAGGCUUCCGUUGAUGAAAACGCUCCUCCUUACAUCAAAAGGGAGCAGCUUCAAGUUGGAGCCUGUGCAAUGCUUUUGGAGCUGUGAUGUAAAGAAGUCUCAACUUUCUGACUAUCCUGUCCAAAAUGCAUAUAUUUUUG